UGCAGAGAUGGAUCGUUGCAAUUGCUUCGCAGUGUCCCUAUUGUUGGAACAUAACGUCUACGCAAGGAAUGGUAAGGAAUUUUUUGACAUGCAUGGACUACAGGUCGCUGAAGUUGCUAGUUGCCUCGACAUGUUACUGGACGGUCGAGUGAGUCAACUUCGGGAGGUGGUCGAACGCAGUCAGGCGUGGCAGUAUUUAUACUUGAUCACCGGUCAGGGCAAACACAGCCGAUAUGGUGUGCCGCAAAUAAAGAACGCAACCGUCGAUCAUUUAACGAAACGGGGACUAUGUUUCAGGUCAGAUGACAGGAAUGAUGGCUGCUUGAUUGUUUGGAUCGACAAAGAUAUGGCCUUAUCUUCAGAGCUGCGUUGAGCAUUCGUUUGGUUAGCUUUUCAUGGUGGAAAACGUUUCAACGUCAGAAGCAACACUUCGACCACU
This is a messenger RNA of Bradysia coprophila, 439 nucleotides long. RefSeq lists its product as uncharacterized. NCBI's taxonomy places the organism in Eukaryota, Metazoa, Arthropoda, Insecta, Diptera, Sciaridae. The record is from RefSeq and is a predicted model, not a curated record.